Penicillium malachiteum is the source of this 1359-nucleotide messenger RNA. RefSeq names its product L-fuconate dehydratase. The coding region runs from base 1 to 1359 and encodes 452 amino acids. Gene Ontology annotation, molecular function: L-fuconate dehydratase activity; magnesium ion binding. NCBI's taxonomy places the organism in Eukaryota, Fungi, Ascomycota, Eurotiomycetes, Eurotiales, Aspergillaceae. The record is from RefSeq and is a predicted model, not a curated record. The transcript has 4 exons. Gene Ontology annotation, biological process: amino acid catabolic process; carbohydrate catabolic process.
AUGGUUAAGAUCACUGGCUUCACUACACGCGACGUGAGGUUUCCGACCUCCCUCGACAAGACUGGCUCUGAUGCCAUGAAUGCAGCGGGUGACUACUCCGCCGCCUACUGCAUCAUCCACACAGACUCCGACUUCAAGGGUCACGGCAUGACCUUCACAAUUGGCCGUGGUAACGAGAUCGUCUGCGCUGCCAUCUCCCUCAUCACUCCUCUCAUCAUCGGCAAAGACCUCGACGAGUUAACAGCCGACUGGGGCAAGACAUGGCGCUACCUCGUCUCAGACAGCCAGCUCCGUUGGAUCGGUCCCGAGAAGGGUGUCAUCCACCUUGCCCUUGGUGCUGUCGUUAAUGCUCUCUGGGAUCUCUGGGCCAAGACCCUCGGUAAGCCUGUCUGGCGCAUUGUCGCUGACAUGACUCCCGAGGAGUUCGUCCGCUGCAUUGAUUUCCGUUACAUCACCGAUGCCAUUACCCCCGAAGAGGCCUUGGAGAUGCUGAAGGAGGUUGAGGGUGGCAAGCAGGAGCGUAUUAAGGAGGCUGAGGCUAGCAAGGCCGUUCCGGCUUACACUACCAGUGCUGGCUGGUUGGGAUACCCUGAAGAUAAGUUGAAGAAGCUUCUGAAGGAGAGUGUGGAGCAAGGAUACAGACAUUUCAAGUUGAAGGUUGGUGGAAACCUCGAGGACGAUAAGAGCCGUUUGAGAAUUGCACGAGAGGCUAUCGGUUAUGAUAAGGGUAAUAUUCUUAUGGUCGAUGCCAACCAGGUUUGGUCCGUCCCUGAGGCUAUCACUUGGAUGAACGAGCUGGCCGAGUUCAAGCCCUGGUUCAUUGAGGAGCCUACCUCCCCCGAUGACAUCCUCGGCCACGCUGCUAUCAAGAAGGCUCUGGAGAACACACCUCACGGAACUGUCGGUGUUGCCACCGGUGAGAUGUGCCAGAACCGUGUCAUCUUCAAGCAGCUGCUGCAGGCUGGUGCUUUGACUGUCCUUCAGCCUGAUGCUUGCCGUGUUGGUGGUGUCAACGAAGUCUUGGCUAUCUUGCUCUUGGCUCGCAAGUUCGGUGUUCCCAUUGUGCCUCACUCUGGUGGUGUUGGUCUGCCAGAGUACACACAGCACUUGAGUACCAUCGACUAUGUCGUUGUUACCGGUAAGAGGAGUGUUCUGGAGUACGUGGACCACCUCCACGAGCACUUUGUUCACCCAUCUAGCGUUAAGGAUGGAUACUAUGUCACUCCUAUGGAGCCUGGCUACAGUGUUGAGAUGAAGGCUGAGAGUAUGGAUGCUUUUGCUUUCCCUGGUGAGGAAGGAAAGAGUUGGUGGCGCUCUGAGGAGGCCAAGACCAUCUUGGAAGGCCCUCGUGUCGUAUAA